UUAUCACAUGCAUCAACAGAUUAUUACCGAGUGAAAAAUGCCGCGCUUGAGAAGGAGAACCACCUCCCGUGGGCAGGUUCCUGCAUGGGUGUAUUCCAGGGCCUGCAGCGAGGUCAAUUCUGGGAGCUCAGUGAGGCAGGCAGCGUUGGCCAACAACAUUAACCAUGUGACGUUGUCACGCUACCUCAAGCGGAGGGCAGAAGAGGGCAGUGAAGCGGCUAGGUCCCCUGGCUAUAACCCACACAAUAGGGUUUUUAACGCAGCGCAGGAGGGAAAGGUCAGGGACUACCUGAAGAGGGCAGCAGCCAUUUAUUUUGGGCUCACCCCUAAUGAGGUCAGUGUUGUGAAAAGGGCUACAUAAGUUGUAGGACAGGCACACAAGUAUGCUAUGCACAUGCUUUAAUUAAUAAAUAUGAUUUAAUAAAUAUGAACAAAUAACAUAAACAUAAACAUCAACUUUUUAUGACCCCUUCAGGUCAGAAAAUUUGCCUUUGAGCUGGCAGUCCACUUCAGCUGCCCAUUCCCUGCAUCCUGGUCGAGGAAGAGCAUGGCGGGGAAGGACUGGUUCACCUCCUUCAUGGAGCGCAGUGGCAGCCUCUCCCUUCGGCGUCCAGAGGCCACUAGCCAACAGCGAUUGUCCAGCUUCAACCAAACAAAUGUAAACUUGUUCCACCAAAAUUUAAAGACGGUGCUGGAACGGCACCAGUUCCAGGCCAAGGACAUUUGGAACAUUGAUGAAACCGGGGUCACCACUGUCCAGGUGCCAGACCGUGUCGUCGCCCAGAUGGGGCAGAAGCAGGUCGGGUCAGUGACCUCAGCGGAGAGGGGGACCCUGGUCACAGUUGCCUUGGCAGGCAAUGCGCAGGGCGACCUUGUUCCGCCAUUCUUCAUCUUCCCCCGUAAGCGGUUCAAAGACCACUUCCUGAGGGGUGGACCCGUUGGCUGUGCUGGCAGCGGCAACCCAACUGGCUGGAUGAAGGAGCCAGACUUCCUCCUGUACCUGGCCCACUUCACCAGGCACACCCGUGUGUCCAAGGAGUCGAAGCUGCUCCUCCUGCUGGACAAUCACCCGUCCCACCUGUCAAUUGCAGCAAUUGAUUACUGCAGAGCUAAUGGCAUAGUGCUGCUGUCAUUCCCUCCCCACUGCACCCACAGGUUGCAGCCAAUGGACAUUAGUGUCUUCGGCCCCCUAAAGGGGUACGUAAACAGUGCGGCGGACAGGUGGAUGAGGAGCCACCCAGGGAUCAACAUCUCCAUUUAUGAUGUGCCCUCCAUCGUUGCUGAAGCCUUACCAAAGGCUGCGACAGUGAACAACAUUACCUCCGGGUUCUCAAGUCCAGGGAUCUGGCCUUUUAACCCCUCUGCGUUUGAGGAAAAGGACUUCGCCGGAGCCUAUUCCACAGACCGUCCUCCUCCCCAGGCUUCGGGUGACGAGGUCAGCGCUUCUCCAGGUGCCACUUCAGGCAUGGAUGUACCUGAUCGAGCUGCCGGGCCUGACGAAGCUGUCCGGCCUGAGGGAGAGGCCGUUGAGUUCAGCCCGGACAUCGUCCGGCCUUACCCUAAGGCCGGACCUAGAAAGAUCACAAAGAGAAGAGGGAGAAAGAGGACAACUGCUAUACUUACGGACACCCCGGUGAGGGCUGCUUUAGAGGCGGAAAAGCAGGGAACUGGGAAGCAGCGUCGUCCCGCCAAGCAGCCUCCCUCCUCUCGGGCUCCCAAGAAGAGGCUGUUCUCGCCCGCUCCUGAUGCCGGAGUUGCUGGAGUUGCCACCUCAGCUGCUCCUCCCACCAUCACCUGGCCCGCUGAUGGAGUCAGCCCCACCUUAGGCCUAGUUUGUCCUGUUCCGGAGGCAGCAGAGUUCACCACCAUUGCUUACUUACAUUGA
Gadus morhua (Atlantic cod) is the source of this 1885-nucleotide messenger RNA. RefSeq lists its product as uncharacterized. Gene Ontology annotation, molecular function: DNA binding. Gene Ontology annotation, cellular component: nucleus. Bases 548 to 1885 code for a protein of 445 amino acids. The record is from RefSeq and is a predicted model, not a curated record. The transcript has 4 exons. Lineage: Eukaryota; Metazoa; Chordata; Actinopteri; Gadiformes; Gadidae.